UUUACUAGCUUUGUAGUAGUAACUUCCGUUUAUGAUCCUUAAUUAUCUAGCAGUAUACGUUACAUUCUACAGUCUACUGAUCACCAUUAGUAUAAGUUAAGUGUUUCUACAAUCCUCAAAUGAGCAAAAACCCAGAAAGCUAUUCAUCUCCAAGUGCGGCAAAGAUGAAGGCGCCGGCGAUGCUACUACUGAUCUUUGCCGUGGCAGCAGCUUUAGCGGUUGCUGCUACGGCCCACAAUCACAGCCAUCACCACCACCAUCACCACCGUGCUCCAGCUCCGGCGCCGGCUCCUAACUCUCUCCCACCAUCGGCUGGUGGAGGGAAGGGCAACUCGUCCAAUCACUUGGUGCCGCCGGCAGCUACUCCGUCGCCGCAUGAUGGUCCCAGUCCUACUCCAACCUCGUCGGCGGCAGCAGUCCUCGUUGGCUGUUGGGUUGCUGCUUGGAUCGGUGGAGCCUCGACUGUCAUAUUAGUUGCCGGAGGAGUUGGCCGUAUGUGACAUUCCGAUAGGCAUGGCGAUUUGACUAGUAGAUGUCAUGAAUUUCGUUUCGUAGUUGUCUUCAAGAAGUUCAAUAUUUCCUUUGUGUAGUAGCUUCUUUCCUUCACAAGAAAGAGAGAUUGUUCAA
Molecule: messenger RNA, 627 nt
Organism: Linum trigynum
Lineage: Eukaryota; Viridiplantae; Streptophyta; Magnoliopsida; Malpighiales; Linaceae
Source: the annotation of a GenBank genome assembly